UAGCGCACAUCAUACGACGUACCACUUCCUCUGUGAGCCUUGAGUGAGCCCUGGUAGAAGAUACAAAGGCACUUCCUAUUUGAAAGGAUAUAUCUACGACUCAGAAUGACUGACGCGAGUUCCAUGAGUUCUUUGAGUGGAGUAGAGUCGGCGAGCGAGAUGUCGCAAAGCACGGUCGGAGCUGCAGGAGCAGCUCCAACAAGAGAGUGAUAGCAAUAUCCGUUGCUGCGCUGGGCUUGCUGUUGAUAGGUGGGGCUGUCAUAUUUGCUUUCACAGGUUUAUCCGGUGGCGACACUGGCGAUGCUGGCGGCGCUGACGACUCUGCCGGUGGCAGCGACGGAGGGGUACAGUAUGAUCCUUCCAGUGGUGUGGCCUCCGCGGACAGCCCGUCUUCGUCUACGACAAGUACCACUACAACAACAACGACAAAUCAAUGCAGCCUUUGCUGAAAAUAACAUCAAGCUGAAGAUGAAAGUAUACGACACCUAUGUGCUGAAUGAGGAACAGGACACAAACCACCUCGUGGAAAUUCCUGGGAGACAGUUUCAGUCAAUUGACAAAGAGAGAACCUUUGAGAUACUUAAGGGAAAAAUUGUUGAAUACCCUGGGGUCAACGAGUCCGACAUCGUCUACGUAUUCACGAGAAGGCUCCUCAGCACGGAAGGUUCUCAGGAGAAUAUUUUUGCCAGGUACGAAGAUAAAACAGGACCCUGUGGAGGACGUUUGCUGCCCAACAUCUACUACGACCCUCCCUUUUCCUACCUAGCUAUUACAAUAUAUGUGGCCCGAAACCCUGGUCAGGAUAGCGAACACGAGUGAAUGCGAUGACAUGCAUCUUGAUCAAUGCUACCAACAUCUCAUCCCUGCAUAUAAGGACGAUUUGAAUAGAAGCCUAUGCUACACAACGACAGACACGCAAAAUGCGCCUACAUUUUCAGGAGUAGUAGGAUUCAACGUAGAUAAUUUCUGUAAGGCGAGCGCUACUAUGGAUGGACUAACAGCGGGCAAAGGCUCUACAGUGAGCAAAUCGUGUACCACGCCGUGUGGGGUUUCGGGACACUCGUAUGGCACCAACUUCCUUGGUCCAUGCAAGGCUCCGCAGACUUCCGGACAAGCAUGCUUCGACGACGACCAUGUGCUGUGCUUCUUGAAGAAUGUGAAAAGAAAUACAGCGAGAUAAAA
Molecule: messenger RNA, 1182 nt
Organism: Ornithodoros turicata
Lineage: Eukaryota; Metazoa; Arthropoda; Arachnida; Ixodida; Argasidae
Exons: 14
Coding region: 301-819 (172 amino acids)
Source: RefSeq, a predicted model, not a curated record